Molecule: messenger RNA, 492 nt
Organism: Leptosia nina
Lineage: Eukaryota; Metazoa; Arthropoda; Insecta; Lepidoptera; Pieridae
Source: the annotation of a GenBank genome assembly
AUGGUGAAUCUUGUGGAUACCCUUAUGAUAAAUACGGUGACGGAGGGAGCUAUGAAUGUUUUACGCAGUAUCGGAGUAUUUAAGAGUAAAACUAUUGAGACACCCCCAGCUCCUAUAAUUAUCAAAAUGCCACUUUGGGAACUAGCACAACAAGCGGGACCUUUUGUCAGGCUCGCAGGACUGAGUGGUGCAGCUGCUGUUGUUCUUGGCGCAAUGGGGGCCCAUCGGACUUUUCCAGAGACAGAAGCCAAGGAAGAUUUAAAGAAAAUCUUUGAGACCGCCAAUAGAUUUCAUUUCUUGCACACUUUAGCUUUAAUAACCGUUCCCUUAUGCAGACGACCAUACAUAGCUGGGUCAUUCUUCAUAACUGGAAUGGGUCUUUUCUGUGGCACAUGUUACUACCAUGCAUUUACUGGUGAAAGAGCUCUUAGGCGCCUGACACCAAUUGGGGGAUCUUGUCUUAUUCUUGGUUGGCUUGCAAUGGUAUUAUAA